Molecule: messenger RNA, 4980 nt
Organism: Phlebotomus papatasi
Lineage: Eukaryota; Metazoa; Arthropoda; Insecta; Diptera; Psychodidae
Gene: Rbcn-3B
Product: WD repeat-containing protein 7
Exons: 13
Coding region: 328-4806 (1492 amino acids)
Cellular component (GO): cytoplasm
Molecular function (GO): protein binding
Source: RefSeq, a predicted model, not a curated record
UGCUAGAGUUCAUAAAGGGGUUCAAAAGAAAUGCGAAGUGCGAGUUUUUUUCGUCUUUUUUUCUCAAGAAUAUAAAUUGGCAAAUCUAAGCAUAUAUUCUCUAAUUAUUCCCUAUAACACUUGUCUCAUUGUGAAGUACGUGAUCUCGUGAUAAUCUUUUGCUAAAAAUUCUUUAUUGAUCAUAUAUGUCUACUAAGUGGGUUUUAUCUAUUAAAUUUUGGCAAUGAAAAAUCAAUAGUGACGCAUUUUUGGGGCACACAAAACUGAAAUCUUUUUCGGAAGGUGUAGAGAAACAAGGCAUCUUAAUACAAACUGACAGUAUUGAAAAUGGGCAGUACGAAUCUCGUGGUUCCAGUGGUGUUAUGGGGGCCCUUUGCACCUACUCAUUGUGUUUCAAGUGUCUUUCUGUCACGCGACCAGAGAACACUUGCUACAGGUUGCUACGAUGGACAGAUAUGCUUGUGGCAACUCGAUCCAGAAACCAUUCAAAUGACUCCACGGUGUCUUCUUGUUGGACAUACAGCUCCGGUACUUUGUCUAUCUCGAGCUUCUAUCAUCCAGGACAAUAACUUUCUUGUGAGCUCUUCGGAGACGGGUGAAAUGUGCACCUGGGACUUAAUCGAUGGCAAAUGUCGGGAAUCAACAAAACUAAGUCAAGUACAUACCAGCAUUCAAGCUUAUCACAUGUCCAAUUGUGAUGAUAUACGUCUUUUCUGCAAUGGCUAUUAUGCUGAGAUUAUGAUCAUGGAUCCUUUUAGUCUAGAGAUAAUCUUUUCGUUAAGCUGUAAAGUUAAGCCUGACUGGAUAUCCGCACUUCACGUACUACGCCCUUCUAAGCGUAAAGAUGAUGUUGUCUUGGCUAUAACAACGACGGGAACAGUAAAAGUUUGGACUCUUCUUGGUAAUGAAAACAAGUAUUCAGAACCUAUUUACGAAAACGAAUCGAAGCAGAUUCGUUGUCUCAAUGCAAUCACCAUGAGUUGCUGCUCCCAAAACCAACGCACUGUAUUAAUUGUAUGUGCCAAAUACUGGCAAAUCUAUGAUGCUGGAGAUUUCACAGUUCUCUGCAGUGUUAUAUCUCCAUCCGGAGAAAGGUGGCUAGGAGGUGAUUUUCUUGGAAACGACCGCGUCAUUUUGUGGUCAGAUGAAGGGAAAGGUUACCUUUAUCGACUUCCCGCAAACGCAAUUCCUGGAUUUAUUUCCACUGUUAGCUGUAUUCCAGAUAACAAAGAAUUUCAUUCACAAUCUGUUGGAAAAGAUUUACCAUUUCUCUACUGUGUCUUGUCCCAAAUUGGAGAAAAGCCACUUUCUUGUCCACCUGCAAUGAAAUUGGUACCAACUACACGGGGUGGCAAAACUCAAAAGUACCUUGUUCGAGGUGACUCAGAAGGAUUCGUGACAGUUUGGUUAGUUCCUGAUGUUGCUAUUGAGGACAUUAAAAAGAUGCAAACAGAAAAGAUACCGCCAAAUGUCCUUAAAUCUACAAUAUGUACAAGUGUUAACGACACGUGGAAUUUGAUGACUCCGUCACCAGUUGGAAUUCUCGAUCAGCUAAAUCAUCCAAGUGAACCAAUUCUAAAACUCACGGCCAGUAUUUAUCUACCACAACAAAGCAGACUUGUGGUUGGUCGUGAAGAUGGUUCUAUUAUAAUCGUUCCAGCAACACAAACUGUAAUGCUUCAACUCCUACAUGGGACACACAAGAAUUAUCAUGAUUGGCCACCUCAUCAAAUUCUCACCGGACAUCGAGGACGAGUGAAUUCAUUGUUGUGUCCUUCAUUGGCUCAUCCGCGUUACGAUAAGGCACACCUUGUAUCUGGAGGUGUAGACUUUGCUGUUUGCCUUUGGGAUUUGUACAGUGGGACACUUUUGCAUCGUUUCUGUGUCCAUGCUGGUGAGAUUACACAAUUGCUUGUGCCGCCAAAUACCUGCAGUCCACGGAUUCAGAAGUGCAUCUGUUCCGUUGCUUCCGAUCACUCUGUCACGCUGCUGAGUUUGCAGGAGCGAAAGUGUGUAACUUUGGCCAGUCGACAUUUAUUCCCCGUUGUCAGUAUCAAGUGGCGUCCACUUGAUGACUUUCUCAUUGUUGGUUGUUCAGAUGGCACGGUGUAUGUGUGGCAAAUGGAAACUGGACAUUUGGAUCGAGUGUUGCAUGGGAUGUUGGCAGAAGAAGUAAUGUCGGCAUGUGAUGAAAAUGUAGCAGAAACUUCUUGUGGUUCCACAUCCGAAAUUGGUUUAGCAAAUCCAGCUGUGCACUUUUUUAGAGGACUUCGUCAUCGAAAUCUCUCGGCCAUUCGACAUGCAACUCAGCGUGGUAUACAUCAAUUGCAGCAACUUCAUGCUCACAACAAUCAACAUGCGGAGUUUCUUUUGAAAAACCGCAGCAGUCCUUUGUUGAUUCAAGGCUUAAGGACAAACCCCAAAGAUGCAGAGAGUCAUAUACUAUUUUUUGAUAUUGAAGGGCUAAUAUUUGAGUUGCAUAGUGAGGAAUAUGCUUCAAUGACAGCUGAAGCCCUAGAAGCACAAGAAGCAGCAGUGCAAGCUGGAGGACAAGUAGCAGGACACGAAGCAGGAAAAAAAAUAUCUGACUUCUUCGGAAAAGUAAAGACAAAGGCGGGAGAUAUGGAAAAGAUUCUUAAAGAAAAAGACAAGCACGGAAUUUUGCAGAAGAUGAAAGAAGGUGCAGAAAACGUCCAGACAAAGAUACAAGCUAAAGUUGAAAGUUUGAAGCAAGUGGGAGAAAAAGAUGGUGUCGGGGAGACAAACAAAAAGGCUCCACCACGAAUGGAAGCAACACACGUAAUGGAAGUAGCACAGUUACUACUGUCUCUUAUACAUUCAUGGGGUUUAGACCCACAUUUGGACAAAGUAUGCGAAAGUCAACUAGGACUCUUGCGUCCAAUGGUGCCGGUUUCAUAUGGAGUACUAUCAAAGGGUGGUUACAUGAGUCUCAUGCUGCCAACAUGGCAAAAUACAAUUGUCCUUCCAGCAGCUACAGAAUCAAUUUUGCCUGUUUCCACACAAGCAGCAUUAGCGGAUCAGAUUCGUUUAGAUACACUUACUAAACUCUUUACUGCUCGUCUUCACUGGGAGCUAAGUACAACUCUCACAUCCAAUCAUCUUUUGGCAAUGGUGGCCAUGUCCAAUACGCUAAUGUCCAUGAAUAUGGCUAGUUUCCUUCCAGAAACGGAGCGAACAAAAAAACUUCACAGGCAAGCGACACGUGCUUCAGCAUCUUGGACAACAGAGGAUGAACAUGAGGAAAUGUAUACUCAACAACAAGCACAGAUUAAACAAGGGUGGAGUCUUUUGUCGACACACCAUUGUUUCCUUUUGCCUGACAAAAUUGAUGCCCUUGAACCGAGAAACUUUAAGAGACCUCAAGUUGAAAUGAUGGCUAGGCGUUGGCAACAUCAUUGCAUUGAAAUUCGCGAAGCUGCUCAGCAAAUUUUGCUUGGUGAACUGGGCAGAAUGGGAAAGAAAGGUCGAAAACAACUUGUGGAAAAUUGGGCGCAAUUUCUUCCUCUCUACACACAACAGGAACCAAUUGUUCAACAACCUAUGACUCCUAGUCAAGUAAACCCAUCACAAUUGGGUGGAAUGGCACCAAAUGUGAAUCAGGAACAGGUAGAGGAGGAAUUUGAGGAGGAGGAAGAAGAAGUGAUUAGAAAGAAACCAUCAUCUUUGGCUGAGUUAAAGCGCAAACAGGCAUGUGCUGUAAUUUUACUUGGUGUAAUUGGAGCAGAAUUUGGUCAGGACAUUUCUAUUGAUGGUGGUGAAAAGCAGCAACAAACAAAACGUGUAACUGACCAGAGACGAAAGAGUUCAGUGGUAGAGGGCUUUGGGAUUGGCAAUAACAAUUUGGCUCGACUUACAUCCAUGGCAUUGACACAUUUGCUAUUAGCUCCAGCAACUCCUAAAUUGCCGGCAUUUACGCCUCUAAGGCGUGCAGCAAUUGAUCUAAUUGGUCGUGGAUUUACAGUUUGGGAACCCUAUUUGGAUGUCAGCAAGGUGUUAUUGGGAUUAUUGGAGAUGUGCUGUGAUUCAAGUCGUCUUAUUCCCAGUCUCAACUAUAAGCUUCCACUAACACCACAAGCAGAUGCUUGUCGAACAGCACGGCAUGCUCUACGAUUGAUUGCUACGGCACGUCCAGCGGCAUUUAUUACUACAAUGGCACGUGAGGUAGCCCGAUACAAUACUCUUCAGCAGAAUGCCCAAACACUCAGUACCCCAUUAACACAAUCUGUAUUGUAUCGGGCUAAACGUGAAAUACUUCAGUGUGUGGAGAUGCUGAUAGAUAAGAUGCAGACAGAUAUUGCUAAUUUGCUUGUUGAAGUAAUGGAUAUCACGCUGCAUUGCCUUGAUGGCAAUGAGAUGAAGAAUAAACAUCUUCAGGACCUCUUUCCGGCUAUUUGCAAAUUCAAUCAGGUAUCACAUUGCUUUGCAACACGACGCAUUGCUGUGGGAGCCAGCAAUGGUCAUUUGGCCAUUUAUGAAUUGAGACACAAUAAGUGUCAGAUGAUACCGGCUCAUACUAAUCCAGUCACAGCGCUCGCUUUUAGUCCCGAUGGCAAAUUUCUCGUAAGUUAUGCCUCUGGCGAUAAUAGAUUGUCCUUCUGGCAGACAAGUACAGGCAUGUUCGGACUCGGUCAGAGUCAAACACGAUGCAUUAAAGGCUACUCAACAGCUCCAAUUCCUGACGUAUCUCGGCUGAAUCCAAUGCGCCUAGCUAAACUUAUCUGGAUUAAUAAUCGCACUGUGACUCUAAUGCUAGCAGACGGAUCAGAAACACGCUUCAAUGUCUAAAUUAAUUAUUUAAUCUUCACUUCAAUAUUCUCUACAGUAAUUCACGUCGUUAAUGAAAAAAAAAAUCCAACAUGGAUGCUAAAAGUAUAUUGUUUUAUUUGGAAAAUUAUAUUUUAUUCUCAGUGUUUAUGCUAAUUGUAGCAAAAUAAAAAAAUAAAUGUUAUGUUUAAAAAA